GUAUUCGGAGAAGCGGAACGAAGGCCACUACAUCGAACUCCCUCUUCACGAACUAGAGAAGAAAUACGGGGAUACAGAAGAAGGCCGACGCUUUCUUCAAGAAGAUAUCCUGGCGAAACAGUCUGGGCGGGAGCAUCCGCAAGCAAAAGGCAGUGCCUCCUGGAGGUUGUAUAAGGUGUAUGAGUACGGAAAGGAGAUCAGUGCAAACGUGAACAAGGUGGGCACAAAGACCACAGCCAGGAAGCGGAUCGGAAAAGCCGACGAAACCACGAAAAAGAAGCUCGGGGAGAUCAUGACUUCCCAAGCUGCCGACUUUGUGAAGGGUCUGGACGACAAGGGGAAUAAGAAAGCUACAAAAGAGCCCAAGGUUCUGACGGAUGAAGAAGUGAGGAAACGUGAUUUUGAUAAGACGAUGAGCCAGAUCAACGAAUGCGUCUUCGCAGGGUACGAGGAUGAGUAUGUUUACCAGAAGGUGGAGGAGAAACGAGCCGAGAUCGAGGCCGCCAACAAGGCCGUCCUCUCAGCAGAGGAUAUCGUUGCCGGCCACUAUCGCUUGAACUCAGAGAGAAAGAAAGCAGAAAAGGCAGCUGUCAAAGAUGGCGGUGCUACGGAUGCUGAGUACGAAAGCAGCUGGGACACCGAAGCGUGGGAUUCCUCAGCUGCCGCAGCGCCGGCCAAACGAGCCCGCCGCGCCUAA
This is a messenger RNA of Symbiodinium sp. CCMP2592, 697 nucleotides long. The record is from the annotation of a GenBank genome assembly. Lineage: Eukaryota; Dinophyceae; Suessiales; Symbiodiniaceae.